Blastomyces dermatitidis ER-3 is the source of this 2425-nucleotide messenger RNA. Its product is annotated as inorganic pyrophosphatase. Gene Ontology annotation, molecular function: inorganic diphosphate phosphatase activity; magnesium ion binding. Gene Ontology annotation, biological process: phosphate-containing compound metabolic process. The transcript is spliced from 5 exons. The coding region runs from base 482 to 1765 and encodes 427 amino acids. Gene Ontology annotation, cellular component: nucleus; cytoplasm. Lineage: Eukaryota; Fungi; Ascomycota; Eurotiomycetes; Onygenales; Ajellomycetaceae. The record is from RefSeq and is a predicted model, not a curated record.
ACGAUUAGGUGCUCGACUACUCUAUGCUUUGUGCUCUCUUCGCAAGAAUAAUCGGCGAUGCAGCCCGACUUCGGCUUCAGGGAUCACAACCAGUGGUUAAAAAUAUCCCAGGCUGGCGAUAUUUAACAAGAGCGCAGUAAACAAACAGAUAUAUAAUUGAAUGAAGAGGAUAUUUUGAAUAGAUGAGCAGAAUAAUAAUUGCCGUAACAAACCUACCUACCUACCCGUCAUCUUCGGGAACAAGAAUUUGCCAAAUAUUUAACCCACAAUACAAUCACCUCGGCCACAAUCAAUUUCAAUCACCAAAAGCUCCAUUUUGCUAUUAUAAAUAAAUAAUAUUUACUUUCAAAGACCCAAACCAUUAAUUAUUCCGACCCGGGGAAAUCCAAUAAUAUAUAUAAUCCAAUAUAUAUAUUAUUCUCUUUCCCUCCUCCAGCUCCAAAGCAUACAAUCAGUCUCUGCCGCCGUCGCUGCUUGCCACAUGUCCAAAUACCUGGCCCAAACAAUCCCACUCGCGCCGCGCACACUGAGCCAAUUAGUCUCGUCUCCUCUGCUCCGAUCCCGCCCAGGGCCAAUUGCUGCUGGAUAUCUGCAGCGUGGUGUCAUUGCUGGCGGUGCUGUUGCUGCUGUUGCUGCUGGUGCUGCCCGUCGUCAGUCGUGGUCGUCUACUAAGCUGGCUCCCCCCACAUCUUUUCCCCCCUCCUCCUCCUCCUCCUCCUCUUCUUCUUCCUCUUCUUCUUCUUCCUCUUCCUCUGCUCCCUCUUCUUCUCUCAUCCUACCCCGCCACCACCAGUUUUCUCCCCUUCGCCCGUCUGCCUCUUCGAAGCGUGUUGCUCUACUCUCCAGACAUUUCUCGUCCUCCUCCACUAUCGCCGAAAUGUCGUACUCAAAAGCCCCCUCCGAAUACUCAGUCCGCAAAGUCGGCCAACCAAACACCCUCGACUUCCGUGCCUACAUUGAGCGGGAUGGACAGCCCAUCUCGCCCUUCCAUGAUAUUCCGCUCUAUGCCAAUGAGCAGCAGACCAUUCUGAACAUGGUGGUCGAGAUCCCCCGCUGGACAAAUGCCAAGCUAGAGAUCUCCAAAGAGGAAUUCCUCAACCCCAUCAAGCAGGAUGUGAAGAAGGGCAAGCUGCGAUAUGUCCGCAACUGCUUCCCACACAAAGGCUACCUCUGGAACUACGGAGCCUUCCCCCGCACAUGGGAAGACCCCAACGUCGUCCACCCAGAAACCAAAGCCAAGGGCGACAACGACCCCCUCGACGUCUGCGAAAUCGGCGAGCUGGUCGGAUACUGUGGCCAGGUCAAACAGGUCAAGGUGCUCGGUGUCAUGGCCCUGCUCGACGAGGAGGAGACCGACUGGAAAGUCAUUGUCAUCGAUGUCAACGACCCCCUCGCUCCCAAACUCAAUGACAUCGAGGAUGUCGAGCGUCAUCUCCCUGGCCUCCUGCGGGCGACCAACGAAUGGUUCCGUAUCUACAAGAUCCCCGAUGGAAAGCCUGAGAAUCAAUUUGCAUUCUCGGGUGAAUGCAAGAAUAAGAAGUACGCCAUGGAAGUCGUCCACGAGUGCGCCGACGCCUGGGACAAAUUGAUGACCGGAAAGAGCUCUCGCGGUGAUAUCUCCCUCGCAAACGUCACCAAAGAGCAAUCCCCAGACCGCGUCGAUGGCAACCAACUCAGUGCCAUCCCAGCCCACCAAGAGCUCGCUCCCGCCCCCAUCGACGGCAGCGUCGACAAGUGGUUCUUCAUCUCCGGUGCUGCCGUCUAAGAUUCUUUUUCGUCCCUUCUUUUUCAAACCUUUACCCUCUCCUCAUUUCCCCCGCCCCCCUUUACUGUUGCUAGGCGGACCGCCCCACACCACCUUCCAUCCCAUCAUAAAUUCAACCUGUUUCCCCUGUUUCCCCCCUUUUUUUGGGUCUAUUUUGCCUUAAGCCUCGUGCUCAUAAAUAUGAAGAGAAUUUUUUUUUUUCUUUUUUUUUUUUUUUUUAUCAUCUUGUCUCCUGUCCUUUCUAGAGUCCUAGCAAAAAAAGAAAAAAAUUCCUUUCCUUUCGGCCCGUUGCAUUUCUGUGCUGGAGGGACCAAAGGAAAGAAAAGAACAGAAAAGAAAGAAAAAAAACGCAUAUAUCAAAAAGUUUAAUUAUUUAUUAAGUUGGAUGAAGGUGUGUUUGGUGGCAGAGCAAGGAUAGAAUCGGAAAAAGCCAGUGCGUGAUGAUGGGAAGCUGGGUGGAUGGAUUGGAUUGGAUUGGACUGCGCUAUUUAAUGGCGAAAUACCACCUGCAUAUUUGGGCUUGAAUAGACAUGAAUACAAAAAAAUAUAUAAAAAAAAAUAUAACCCUCUCUUUUAAAUACAGCAAGUUUUGUGACUCUUUGUCCUGAUGCUCUGCUAUACACAGAACUUGAUCCUUCCUGGCUGGCAAGGCGAAGACGG